CUCAGCAUUUGCAAGUAGAUGCAGCUAGAUGGCAAAGUGUGUCGUUGCUGAAUUGAGUGCAACUGCAACUUGCAACCUGCUGACCAGGGCAGAGUGCAGUGGGUCUGGCGCUAUGAAGCAGCAUUUGUUUACAAGUUUAGAAGUUACAUCGAACGGACUCGCUAAUGCAAAUGCGAGUCAGGAAAUGGAUAUGGAUUUGGAUUUGAAAUUGGCAACGGGCACAGCUGAAAUAUUGCACUCGAUUAUUUCGACAACGGAUAAAUUGCGUCGCUUCUGUUAUUUGGGUGUAAUUGAGGCUCCCGUCUAUUCGGCAAAGGCACUUGACGCUAUCGUCGAGUGCCAAUUUACAGCACUGCGCAAAUUGUGCGCCGAUGUCAGCGAGAAGCAGUUGCUCGAUUGCCUGAAGAGUGUGCUCCAUCCAAGCAACGGUCAGCGAUUGCCGCGUCCCGAUGAGUCGUUACUUGUGCUGGCCAUUUACCUAUCGAUGCGCAGCGACGAGAGACAUUUGAUGGUGGUGCGUGGCCAUUUUGUGGAGCUGGUGCGCACUGACAAGCAGCUGCUGCUGUUCAUCCGGCUGGUGAAGCAUGUGCAGAAGCUAAUGAAACGCAAGACAUUAAAUCGCACCGUUCGCAAAGCUGUACUCCAGUGGUACAAACAUCAAACAGUGGACGGUCUGCUGCAGAUGUGGUCUGUCAACGGUCAGAGCGACUGGGGAAUGCAUCGCGAACUGUUGCAUCGGUGUCACCACAAUAACAAUAAUAAUCCAUUCGAUGCAGAGACAAUGGCUGCACUGUAUGUAUUGUCGUCGCCCGUCAAGGAGCUGGUUAAGUGGCCUGCUUGUCUGGAGCCGGUUGCCAAAUGCAAGGAAACGAUUUUGGGCAUUGCAAAGCUGCGUGCGGCACAGGAUCCCUCCCUGGCCCUGGUCAUUAUAAGGCAGUUGUCGCUUAGUUACGAGCAAGUGCCACUUCACUUCAUGACGGACGUGAAUGUGGCCAAUUUUCUGUAUGGCACAAUGAGCUUUGAGCAGCUGCUGCAGCAUUGGCCAACAUUCCAGCGUCUCGACAAUGCCAACCGGGCCAAUGCCCUCUCCAAUUAUGCUCAGCACUUUGCUAGGAUGUUCAAUUUGCGUGCAUCUGAUGUGGAGCCAUUUCGGUUAUUACUCCAAGAAAGACGCCCUCAAAUGCACAACAAAAAGAUUUCAGUUAAGCAGCAACCAAGUUUUGUUCAGAACCUUUACAAAAAUUCAUUUGGCUUCAACAAGGGACUAGGCCUGCGCCUGCAUAUAACAAUUAAUCUAGAGAUGAGCUACAUGUGCAAAUCACUCACAGGACGUUGGACUUCAAUCAAAUAUCUUGACGCUGUGGUCGCGCUCGCAUUUGGCUACUUCAUGAGCGACAACGAUGUUACCGUAAGAAUUUGGCAUGAUAAGAGCGGCGCUCUAAUCGACUUGCCUUGGCUAACCACAAUGUCCGUGGAUGAGGCAAAGGCCACCUGUGAAAAGCAAAAGGUGCUCAAAAUCAAGCAAACUCUAACAGAUGUGCUCGACAAUGCUCUUGAUGAUAAACAGAAGGUGUACGAUGUCUUUUUGGUGUUGGUUCCCUGCGCUACACGUGGGAAUCCCAAAAACAAUUCGGAACAACUUUGUCAACGUCUUGACCAGUAUCGUGAAAAGCGCAAUACGAAUGCCAGAUUCAUAAUUAUGAGCUUGCGGCAGCAUCGUGCUUCCAUGAGCUACUCGACGGUGCGUAACGAACACAUUUUGGAGAUAUGCAGCAUUUCCGAGCAGACGACGCGUGUAAUAAGCGCCUUUGCACACGGCAAUUUCUUCUGAGCAAUCUGGUUAGUUGAGGAAGGCAGCCGACGACACACACAAACAGGAAGAUACAGUAGCAUUCAUUGGUGCUUGUGCGCCCUAUUGCACACAGCCUGAAAGCAUCAUAAAUCGUUAUUAAUACUAUAUGUUUUUAGAUUUGCAAAAUAUGCAUGACUCGAAUAGCUACUAAACUAGAUAUAUAAAGCGACACGAACAGACUCACAACAUGCAUAUAUGCGAAUAUUUGUCUGAAUUUACACAACGUUGAUUUUGUAACGAUAUGUACUAUAUUUGAAUUUCAAUUGGUAUUAGUCGUAGUUAAAGAACUGAAUUGAUAUUUUAAUUUCAAAAACGCAAUCGAGUGAUCUGAAUCUAAAUUAAAUUUGGAUUACAAAAAUAUAAAACACGUGAAUCUGAGCAAAGCGAACACAUAAACAAAUUGCCUUACAAACCAAAUGUUAAUCAAUCUUUAAUUUUAACUUGAAAUACUUAGUUAAAUACAAGGAACUGCGUAAAAAAAAAAAAAACUAUAAAAUAAACUAAAAAUAAAACAAACGCAUUUACAUCAAAUAUGCAAACGAAACGAAACGAAACUAAAUCCAACCAUAGUUCAAGCAAAUAAUUAUUUGACCCAUGAACAAGCUUUAAAGAAAAAAUUACGUUUGAUGUUAAACAUAUUCAAGUAAACUGCCCAAAAAACUGUGACAUUUUGAUAAACAAAAUCAAAAAUAAGCAAAGCAUAGCACGCAACAAUUAUGUGUAACAAAACUCAAUAAGGCCGACAGACACAAAUUUAUAAAGCUAUGAAAUCCAAAGGUGCCAUAAAUUACACACACACACACACACACACACUCAUACAUACAUAUAUCCGACUUGAGAUUGUAAAGCGCCUAAAGAUCAGCAAGCAUUACUUGAAGCAAUAUACGACAACGAUGUGAAAUCGGAUUAAGCACACAUACAUGUAUAUAUAAGUUUGAAAUAGAACACAAUUUGUAAGCUGGAUAACAAAAAAAAAAAAAUCCAACACAAAAAAAGAACAGAAAAAUGACUAAAACUUACUAACCAAAACAGGAAAUUUGUAUUUCUAUGGACACUUUUGAUAUGUGUCCACACGCAUCUGUGAAUUAAACCGUUGUGAUCGCUUUGAAAUCUUUAUUUGAAAUGAAAAUUGAAAAGAAAACCGAAUCAGGAGCAACUAAAUAGUUAAGUUAAUUAAUUGAUUAUGGACUGGAAUGCAAAACAUUUCGGCAAAAAAUAAACAAAACAAAACAAAUAGGAGCGUAACCAUAAAGUACCUAGACUGCAAAUUCAAAGGCAACUAACUAAAUUUGAAUACAAACUCAAAAACAACUCCUUGGCACAGCAUAUACCCAUACACACAAACACACACACAUAUAUAUAUAUAUAAAUAUAUAUACAUAUACACAUUUAAAGUAUUAAUUAACCGUAUAACGUAUUUGAUAAUGCAAAUAUGUUGGUGGUGUUUUACAAAUAUUAUAUGUCAUUCGUUGGGAACUAUGUCAAACACAUUCAAACACAACUGAUUUGUAAACAGUAUUAAAAACCGAAACAGUCACAGCAUAAAAGAAUGAAAUAACUAUAAGUGAAAGAUCAGAUCGAUUGAUCAAAUGUCUCAAAACCUGCAUACAAACCUACAAAUCCGCAGUAGCAAUAACUGGAAGCAAAACAUUAUGUGAUAUCUAUUUGAAAAAUAUGUGAAACAGCAAACUAAAAAUUAAACUAAAUCAAAAAAAAAAAAAGAAAUCCAAUUUAACAGGACAGAAGAAACUUGAAUUGUUUAAAUUUGCAGUCAUUGUCCCCAAGAAAAAAGACAAAAAAAAAAAAAACGAAAACAAAAAAUGAAUCUCACUUUUAAAUCUGAUUGAGCUAAACAUGAGUAUCUUUUUUUUUUGAAAUAAGUUCUUUUUAAAAAGUUGUUUUUAGUAAUUACGAGCAAAGACGAAUGUAGGAUGUCUAAUGAUCGAAUAUGUCAAUAAAAACCGCCAAAUUGAUUGAAACAAUAUCGAACAAGAUCAAAUACCCUUAAAAAUAGUUAAGUGUGUCUUAUAAGCAAAUAGCUUCAAAUCUUCAACCGAAAUCAUACUUGUUAAAACAACACAUUAGCAAUAUGUUAUGUAUUAAAAGCAAUUUGCUCGGUUGCUUUUUGUAUACUUUUUAUUUUGAUAUACUUACAUAUCUGUCUAGCCAGAUACACGCAUACAUAUAUACUUAUAUACACGACACAUCUAAGUUAAAUAAACUCAAUUGAACUGCAA
This is a messenger RNA of Drosophila grimshawi, 4089 nucleotides long. RefSeq names its product 60 kDa SS-A/Ro ribonucleoprotein. NCBI's taxonomy places the organism in Eukaryota, Metazoa, Arthropoda, Insecta, Diptera, Drosophilidae. The record is from RefSeq and is a predicted model, not a curated record. Gene Ontology annotation, cellular component: ribonucleoprotein complex. Bases 29 to 1831 code for a protein of 600 amino acids. Gene Ontology annotation, molecular function: RNA binding. The transcript is spliced from 6 exons.